Solea solea (common sole) is the source of this 2060-nucleotide messenger RNA. Its product is annotated as ras-related protein Rap-2b. Gene Ontology annotation, molecular function: GDP binding; GTP binding; GTPase activity. Lineage: Eukaryota; Metazoa; Chordata; Actinopteri; Pleuronectiformes; Soleidae. The coding region runs from base 317 to 868 and encodes 183 amino acids. The transcript is spliced from 2 exons. Gene Ontology annotation, biological process: Rap protein signal transduction; negative regulation of cell migration. The record is from RefSeq and is a predicted model, not a curated record. Gene Ontology annotation, cellular component: plasma membrane.
UGCCACGUAGGUUGACUUGACUGUGCCAAAGAGAGCCACGGGCACACGGUGGAGACUUGAACGAAAACGGGGGAAGCUCGCUCAAGAACCGGCUGGGCUGACGUCGGGAGCUCAGUAUGUCACAAUACAAAUGCUGAGCCAGGAACCCAAACACUCGUAUAUCCCCCUGAGCGGCAGCAGUUGACGGCCACGCCCCGUAUCUUCCGACCGGAGCCCAAAGAAAAGUGCCGGCGGCGGCGCUACGGUUUGAAAGCCAGCAGGGCGGCGAGCGGGCUCACAGUGGAGAGGAAGCCGGAGUGUUGGCUGUUAGUGAACCAUGAGAGAGUAUAAAGUAGUGGUUCUAGGAUCCGGCGGGGUUGGAAAAUCCGCCCUAACCGUCCAGUUCGUGACGGGAUCUUUCAUAGAGAAGUACGACCCCACGAUAGAGGAUUUCUACAGGAAGGAGAUCGAGGUGGACUCCUCUCCGUCCGUCCUGGAGAUCCUGGACACGGCGGGGACCGAGCAGUUCGCCUCCAUGCGAGACUUGUACAUCAAAAACGGCCAGGGUUUCAUCCUGGUCUACAGCCUGGUGAACCAGCAGAGUUUCCAGGACAUCAAGCCGAUGAGAGAUCAGAUCAUUAGGGUGAAAAGGUACGAGAGAGUGCCGAUGAUUCUUGUGGGAAACAAAGUGGACCUGGAGGGGGAGCGGGAGGUGUCGUCCGGUGAAGGGAAGGCACUGGCGGACGACUGGAACUGCCCGUUCAUGGAAACUUCAGCCAAAAAUAAAAGCUCUGUGGACGAACUGUUCGCGGAGAUAGUCCGACAGAUGAACUAUGCCUCCACAACUAAUGGCGACGACCAGUGCUGCUCGUCCUGUGUCAUUCUUUAAGGAAAUGGACAACUCUUAAGUUUUAUUCUUUGCUCGGUUUUAAGUUUGCAAUGUGUGUUGCAGCAAGCGUGUACUUUUGAGCUCUUCUUCGUGUCUCACCCUGGCCUUGGAGGAAAAUGAAGGGAGGAAUGCUGCAGGGGGACGAGAGGAGGAGGGAGGUGGGGUGGGCUGAGACAGAGGGAGGGAUCCACUCUUCAGGAAUUCUGCUGGGCUGGAGUAUCUUUGCUGCACGAUCAGUGUCCACCAUUGAUGUCAGAUCCAGAGUUUCUGCAGCAACCCCCUCGCCAAGCGCCAACUGUUCUCCCGAACGGAACUAAACCCCAGUGGAAAAGAUAUGGAGAGCAACACUUACUCAUAAAAGGAUAUUUCUGUAUACGAAGAAGAUGGCGUGGGGAGAGAGUAUAUUUUGUUAAAUAACUGCACAGUAUGGGGCAGGUAAAGAUUUAGGUGAUAUCUCUGCCUAACCCAACUUGGAGCACAACACUCCAAAUCCUAUUUUUCUCCAAAGUCAAAAAAAAUUUGACACAUUUAUCUGCCGGUGGAGUACUCAUGAUGCGUGCCAUUCUUUUUUUCUUCUUCUUCUUCUUUUUUUUUCUCUCCUUCAUUGCCUCUUCAGUGUGUGAGAGGACCUUAACUGAAGGGACAUGGGGACGGCGACCCGAUCGCCCUUGUGUCGAGUGCCUUUCCAAAACAAAUCAGCUGUUCAGAUUCAGUGCCAAUCUACACUUAUCACCAAAAGAACUCAUCAUUCAUCAUGGCAAUCUACAAACCUGUUAACUAAUCUUCUGGAUAAUCUUAUAAAGGUGGAGGCAAAAAAAAAAAAGACAUUAGUAUUUUUGUUAAUGGAAUGGCGUUUUUCUGUAUGUUUUUACGUUGGCCUUUUUGAAGUCUAAGGUGUUAACUUUGCAAUGUCUGCUCGGUCUGGCUAAACCUAUAUCUUGACAUGAACAGGUACUGGAACCCCGUCGACGUGAUAACGCCGUCAAAGGCUUACCUGCUGGACAACUUAAAUCAAAGGAAUUCUGUUUGUUUUGUUUACUUUGUUGUUUUUAACAAGAAAUGUGAUGAUGUACCGUUGACAAAUCUAACCUGAUUGUAAGAAUAACAUCAGACCAGCUAUUAACAAUGGGCUGUCUGGUUUAAAAAAAAAAAGAAAAGACUUUUAAUACAAAUUGCAUUUUUUUAAAAAGAA